Messenger RNA from Ipomoea nil (Japanese morning glory), 525 nucleotides. RefSeq names its product P17/29C-like protein DDB_G0287399. Lineage: Eukaryota; Viridiplantae; Streptophyta; Magnoliopsida; Solanales; Convolvulaceae. The transcript has 2 exons. Bases 1 to 525 code for a protein of 174 amino acids. The record is from RefSeq and is a predicted model, not a curated record.
AUGACGGACUCUGACAGCCAAAACGCCUCAAUUGCGGACUACGACGAGGAGGUCGAGUACCUCAGCGAUGAGGAAGUGGACAUCAUGUCCUACUCUCCCGAGGCCAUUCACCGACCGGCGCCAGCCCCCGAGCGGGCUUCCGAACAAAAUGACGCGUCAAGCUCCUCCGAGUCAUCGAGUUCCAGCUCAAGCGGAUCGGGGAGCUCCGGAGAAGAGGAAGAAGGACCCUCGUCAGGCAGACGGGGUUCACCGGUCGAAGGUGCUAAGGAAACGCCGACCCGGGUGGUUGGGGACCACCCGGAAGCCGUUGCUCGAGGAAGCGACCGGGAAAACACCCCCGAGCAAGCCGAGGAAGACACGACCGGGCCGGCCGCACCAGCCGCCACAGAGUUCGAAUUCUUGAACAGCGAGAAUGUCGAACAACAAAUGAGCCGAUUGACCACAGGCGAGGCGGCUAAGAUUGCUGAAAGGCUCGUAGGUCGGGUGGAAUUCGAUACGAGCCGGAACUAUGGCAGAGUUCGGUGA